UAUGUAUGUGGCAAGAAGAGAAAUGAUAGAAAAGAAGAUAGAAAUAGGAUUAAAGACUAUGACCAAUUAUAUCUUAUGUAUAAUUGUAAAUAACUUUAUAGCAAAAACAAUAUUUACUUAUUUAGAUUCUCUAGAUUUAUAAAUAGUAGAUGCACCAUCUAGAAAGAAUACAACAUCACCAUUAAGAUCAUACUCAAAAGAAUAAAAGGAAUUAAAAACUUUACAUGAAUAUGAUGGAACAAUAGUUUGUAAUUGCUAUGAUUGCUUUUGUGAAGGUUGUCCUUGGGAAUAGAAAUGUGUAUGUUAAUGUUGCUAUUCUAUUGGGUAAUGUUGUACUAUGUUACAAAACAAAAUAUUAGAAUCUCUUAAAUACAUCAUCUUCUUUUUAACAAAACCUUAUUUCUAUAUAAUUUUUAAUUCUUAUUUUCAUUUUAUAAGUAGGGAUGGACUUAUAUUAACAUUUGGAAUUAUUUUUAAUGGAUUGUAAUUUUAUGUUUUACUAUUUGCUUUUUCAUUUCUAUCAACAAAAAGAGAAAUGAUGAGACUGGAUAAAAGUAAAGAAGAUGAUAGAGGACUUUUAUUGUAUUAUCAUAUUAGAAAAGCCUUCAUAUUAACUUUCUUUUUAAUACUUUUAUUCAUCUUUUUUGGAUUAUCUGUAGAUCAAUUGAUAUUUAAAUAUAAUCUUUUAAACGAUAAUCAUGCUCUAAAAUGUUAAAAUUAAGAAUGUUCAGAUGUUCUCUUUUAAAUAUACAACAUAUUAUUUUUAUUUAUUGGUUGUAUUGUUUCUGUAUUGUUAAUGAGUUACAAUAAUUGUUUGAGCAAUGACUUAAUUCAAGAUAAUGACAAUAUACUUAAAGCAUAAUAAAGACUAUAUAUUAUGUAGAAUAAUUUGAUUAAAUACUUUCCAAGUGAAGAAUAAUUUUAGAAGUAUGUGGAAGAAUGCAAUUUUGAUGAUCAAUAGAUAUCAAGAUUGGUUCAUGAGAAAUGUUCAGAAGCCAAAGGAAACUUAUAAUUAUCUUUAGGAGCAAAUGAUAAAUAAUAAUUUAAAAAAAUUAAAAAGAAUUUAGGAUAAAGUAAAUUUUUAAUUGGAGGUAUAGUAAGUUAUCUCUAUUUAUCAACAUAUUUAACUUUUAUAGCAAGUUUUACUUUCUUUUUGGCUUUGUUCAUCUAAAUAUAAGAAUUAAAAAAAAAUAAUCCCAAUGAUGAAGUAAUAGACCUAUAUAUUAUUCACAAUGCGAAGUAAGACUCUGCAAUAUAUAUAUCCUAAAUAACCUUACUUAUUUUAUAAAUUAUAUAAGCACUUAUUUUGCCUCAUUUGUUACCAUUUUUAUUUAUCAAAAAAAGACUUUUUGGAUAAGAUUAUGGAGAAUGGGAAUGA
Molecule: messenger RNA, 1378 nt
Organism: Paramecium pentaurelia
Lineage: Eukaryota; Ciliophora; Oligohymenophorea; Peniculida; Parameciidae
Source: the annotation of a GenBank genome assembly